Messenger RNA from Sebastes umbrosus (honeycomb rockfish), 3265 nucleotides. RefSeq names its product coiled-coil domain containing 57 (gene ccdc57). NCBI's taxonomy places the organism in Eukaryota, Metazoa, Chordata, Actinopteri, Perciformes, Sebastidae. The record is from RefSeq and is a predicted model, not a curated record.
CAGAGACGCAGCCGAGCGCACGUAGGCAGCCAGACUACUACUGUAUACACCACCACCACCAGUACACGGAGAAGAAGAAGAAGCAUCACCCAGCGGUCAGAGGUGUAUCCCGGUUCCACCAUGCAGUCAGACGGGGACAGUGGACCUGGAGACCUGGAGAUCCAGCUGGCCAGUAAAGAGAGGGAGUGGAAGGGGCUCCUGGCUGCAAGGGUUCAUCAACUGGAGAGUUCCCUCAGAAAGGCCCAGGAGGAGUGCUGCUCCCUCAGAGAACGUUACCAGCAACUGAGGGAAGAUUUCCAGUUCAACCUGGCCAUCUUGGAUGAACGAGACCGAGAGCUGGAGAGAUAUGAUGUCCUCACUGCCAGAGCUCGGACUGUGGAGCACAACAGGCAGGGGGAGCUGAACCAGCUCUGUAUGCAGGUUGCCAGGCUGGAGAAGCAGACUGAGGAUAGGCAGGAGGAGCUCAGUAAAAGUCGGCUGCAGCUGGACGAGCUCAAGCGCUCUACAGCUGGUGAAAUCCAAAAGCAAACAGAGGAGUAUGAAAGGAUGAAAUGGGAUAUGCAGUGCAGGAUACAAGAGGUGGAAGGAGAGCUGACCUUACAGAAACAGCAGGAGAUGACAGCAGCUUCUGACAGCGAGCUCAGACGGCGGGAACAUGAGUUCAACCUGAAGCUGGAUGAGAUGCGUGCCGUGGUGCUGUCUCGUGAUCUCACGGUGAAGCUGCUGUCUAAAGAGACUGAAGUUCACUGCCAGGUUCUGCAUCAGUCCACAGAGGCUCUCAAAUCUUCUAAGGAGUUCUGUCUGCAGAUACAAUCCCAGCUGCAACACAAAGACCAGGAGAUCAGAGAACUCACUGCUGACAAGGACUACAAAAUAAAGGAGCUUGAGGACGAGCUGAAAUGGAUGGAGAUCAAAUUGAAGAAAGAGGAGGAUGACCACAUUAAGAAAUAUGAGGAGGUGGUCCAGGCUCUGAAGGAGUGUGAUACCCAGCUGGAGGCUCAGUGUCGGGUCCACACAGAGCGGCUGCAGAAGGCUGAGAAGCACAUUGUCAAACUACAGGGCGAUGUGGAGGUUCUGGCUGCACAGCUACGCUGUGGACAGGAACAUCAGCAGGAGGCCAUGGGUCAGAGAGAUGAGACAAUACAGAGGCUUCGCAAAGAGGUAGAAGCAACCCAGACUGGCUGGGACAAGUACAUCAGUCAGGUCCUCAGUGAGACAGUUGUUAAGGAUACAGAGAUCAUCACCCUGCAGGAGAGAGAAACUAAAGUGAGGACUGAGCUGGAGAGGAGCAGGGAGGAGGUGGAGAGGUACAAGCAGCAGCUGGGUGCUGGUCUGCAGAGGGAGAGAGCCUUAGAACAGAUGCAAGUCCAGGUUGAGCUGGAGUGGCAGAGACGCUGUGAGGACACAAAGGCCCAACACUACCUCGCUAAUGAGCAGCUAAUACAGGACCUGAGCCAGGCUAGAGACCAGGCUAAAGCAGAGCUGAAGGAGAAAGAACAAGAUCUGCAGGAUUUGACUGUCUUACUGCGUUCUGUUAAAACAGAGAGAGACCCGGCGGUACAGGGUCUCACACCAAAGAUAGAUUCUCUGGCAUCAGAAGAGAUCUGUAGUCUACAGCAGCAGAACGGCAUCCUGCGGGCCGUGGUUACCCAGAUGAGGAAGGACAUGGAGGGUCUCAUCCACGUCCUGCCCUGUCCGCAGGCCCAGCCGCAGGCCCAGCCGCAGGCCUCUUUCCCUCAGCCAGUUCAGCAUCCAGGAGCCGCUGCCACCACCUCCGUCACUCCUACAGCUAACACUCAGAUGGACACUGGACCACCAGCCCAGUCCACUAACAUCUCUCUCAAAGUCAGCCCAGCAGGUGGUCUGUGCUCAGAGAAACGUGCCAACACCUGUGCUUUGUCGAAGCAGGAGGUCAGAAUGGAACAUACGGAGUCUGCUCUCACCAACCUCAUGGAACAGAGUGCACUGAUGCGACAGCUCCGAGAGGAGAACCUGUGUUUGCGGCGGCAGCAGCAGCAGGCCUCAGGUCUGAUGUCUGGUGGUUUGUUUGACAGUGUGCAGGCUGCUAGAAGCAACCGUCCUGCCCUGCACACCAGACUGAAGCAGGCCGCGUCCUGCAUCGCCCGUCUGAGCAGAGACAAACAGCAGCUGAUAGAGCUGGGGAACCGCCUCCGUGCCCACAUCACCACUGCUGAAGCAGUGGAGCCAGAGAGGGAGUCCUCCACAGAGGAACAAGGAAACCAACAUGAUCGUCUGUUUGCUCUGGAGCAGCUGCAGUACCAGCUCACCACACAGGAGCUGCAGUAUGCACUGAGGCAGAGGGCUGAACAACUCCUACCUGGAACCAACAACCAACACCCUGCCACAGAAGGGGCUGCCAACCCUUGGUCCCAGGGGCACAGAACCACAGAGAGGCCCGAGAGGUCCAAGGACAAAGAGAAGAGGCUGAGCCGGUCCCAGAGCUCCAUGGACGAGGGGCUGCAGCUCCGCUCUGGUCUGCCCAGGUCUCGGUUCUCAUCAGAGGAGUCACUGCGCUCGUUGAAGGAGCUGUGGGAGAAACUGGACCACGGAUUGAGUCCAUCUAUUUUCUCAGAAGGUGAGGGUGAGAGGAGCAGGAGGGAGGUGGCUGAGUCUGGUGGUGCUGGAGUCCAGAUGACGGUGCAUGGAAGCAGAGCUCCUAUCCAUAGCCAGCCCCCAACUGAGGUCCAGCAGAGGAACCCCUCUAAAACACACUCAAACACUACCAAGACCAGCAGACCUGGAUCCGCUGGCAGGAUGUACAAGAUCAGAAACUACAACGUUAAAAACUGACACCAUGUAUAGGACAAACUGUCCGACUCAGCCUGUGAAAACUGUUGUAUAAAAUAUUUCAUGGCUCUAGACGAGCUGAUUAUGUCAUAGUGAUUCAUACCAGAAGGCCUGCUGCAUGUGACAAACCAGGGACAUAAAUUAGCUUCUUCCAAAUGAUCCUGGUGGCACGAGUACACACAAGAGUAACAGCAUCAACAAGAGAAACACGUGCUUCAAAUACCAAAACACAAUAUUCUUCAUUACAUGUCAGAAUAAGAGCAUAUCUUUUAUAUAUUUUACUGUUUCUUGCAACAUCAGCACUCACGUGUCUGAGCAGUUAAGGGACCACAAUAAAAAUAGAUCUAUAGGCUUCUAGUAUAUUGUGUAUGAUCCUCAAUAAUAUGUGUUAAUGUAUGUGUUCCCUCUGUAUGUACUACUGCAUUGUAUUAAACUCUCUUUGUUUUCCCAAACAACA